This is a messenger RNA of Pyricularia oryzae 70-15, 2782 nucleotides long. RefSeq lists its product as uncharacterized. The transcript has 2 exons. Bases 424 to 1908 code for a protein of 494 amino acids. Lineage: Eukaryota; Fungi; Ascomycota; Sordariomycetes; Magnaporthales; Pyriculariaceae. The record is from RefSeq and is a predicted model, not a curated record.
GAAUGCGUGCAUCCGUUCAAGUUCAAAAAGGCGAUCACACCCCCCGCCCACUUGUCACGUUUGUUCGCGUUCUGUCUAAUCUUCCUUCCCAUUGUUUCUUCAUUUAUACGCAAAAAGUCGCGAUCGCACCGCGACAUUCAACAAUUGUGACUUUUUUGCUUCUGCUCCACACGCACAAACUUACACAUAAGCGAGAUCUUGUGGUUUAGUGGUUUUUUCCGCCUCUGCAAGGCCUCAAGUUCUUUCAACUGAGUCUGAUCGUCAACAAUCAAGCCACAGCAAGCAUCUCCAGUCGAUCAAUCUUGGGGACGUUGCGUCGCGAGGGCCCGCCAGUUUAUUAGGGUUGUCGCAAUCAGCAAACAACAUACCGAAAUUGCCUUGAGAUUUGCAAGGGUCGCCUAUCUGAACAAGACACACAAAAAGAUGUCGGAAUCAAUAAGAAGCAGCCAGGUGGCUGCGCAAGAUGACCUCGUGUCAACAGCGCCAACAAGCGCGUCAAAAGCAACUAGACGCGCAGGCCGGCGAUUGAGGACUGCUCCCAUACAGCCUGAGCCAGGUUCAUUAUACGACAUUAUGCACACGUAUUCUGGAACUGGACUUUACGUUCUCCCAAUCCUUUGGACAGAUAUCCACACCAAGUCACUCAAUGUUCAGUUCCAAGACCAAGGACGCGUCAACUACCCAGCGCCCGUGGUAGACCAUGACCUACCGCCAUCACCACCACCUGAGCCGUGCGAUGCAGCUAGGAACUUGUGCUACGAUAUUAGCACAUUUGCAGACAAAACAUCUGCACCAUCAGCAAAACUUGGCGCUUUAAAGCGCUUCAUGAGUGGCUUCUUCCCAGGCAUGCCUUGUAAGGCCAAGACCGGGGUAGAGAUGGAGUUUCACUUUGGGACGAGGUUUUACCGGAAGGCGGUGAAACUUCCCAUGAUAUGGAAAAGGGGAGACUCGCGAUCACACUCGUUUGACUCGGCCGCGACGCGCCCAAUGUCUUCUUCUCCAAUGUCAAACUUGAGCGAUGCCAGUCUCAGUGACGACGAUGAAGCCAGUGGCAGCAAGAUCCAAAGACGGUGUGAGCGCAGCGCGCCAUUACUUGCAUAUGUGGAUCGGGAUCAUCUCUCGUAUGUUCGGAAAAGCUUGUUCCGGGUAUCGCCAGGUCCUUUGGACGGCGAUUACCAGAACUCGCCUGUUUUGAACCUGCAGCAAUUGCGCUCAAAAGCGCUCGUACCUGCCGAUCGCGAUCAGGAUGCUCAUGUGGUAGCCAUCCUCAUUGCGAUGGCACAGCAAAGAUUUUACAGCAACAAGACUGGACGCCGACGGUUCAAGUUGUCUCCGUCCACCAACGAGCCGGCAUCGGACGAAGCCAUUUACGAUGUUGAAGUACGUGUCUUCACCUUUGAUGCAGAGGAAAACGACUUUAUCGUCUACACUGGCACUAUUGGCGCAGACUUCCUCGAGGGGUUUGCAGAUCCGGCCAGGACUUUACACAGGCAGUCAGACGGGGGCUCGUCGAUGCGCAUUGCUUACACGCGUGUGCCCAUUUGGCCUUUCUAUGGCCUCAAGGAGCGACUUGGCAAGGCUUUGGGAUCUGAAGUGACGGGCGCACGCUUCGUCGGCCCUGGUUAUGAUACAUACCGCAACGACGCAGAGCUUGCGUUGCACCAAGCGGAGUUGGCCAGGGCACAGCUUGAAUCUGAACGCAUCCUUCUUGCCACUGAGGCAGUGUUGCGUAGGGAAAAAGAGCAAAGCUUCCAGGAGCUACUCGAGAAAAGCUUUGGGCAGCAGGGUACGAAGAGGAGCUGGGAUGCGGCAGAUACUGGAAUCCCAACUGAUGUGACACCUCCAGCCUCUGCACCCAAAAGAAGAAGACGAGGGAGGAGAGCAAGUGGAAUUGUCGAGGUAUGGUGAUAUGUUGCAGACGACGUUGAUAAAGGUGAUGAGACUAAGGCGGUGUUGCAUAGGAUGUUGUGCCUUCUGACUUUAUCGCGGCUCCGUCCUCCGACUUUAUGUCGGAUGAUGAUGAUGGCCAGACGAUGAGCGUGCGAGAGAGACAUGCUGGCUACGGACUUUGAGGCUUGAGCAUAUUUUCACCUGGGCAACUUUGGGUUUUACUGGUGGCAUUGGGCAAACAGCGCUGGGCAUUGCAUGGAUUAUGACUGAUGAUAUAGUUUUUUGUGGCUACCUGACGGUGUCUUGGUAUUAUUAGCAUGGGAAGGUGCUUGGGACAUUGGUGUGAUUUUUUGGGCUCCGCGAUAUAGCUCUGAAGGCGUUUUGGACAGGAGCAUCAACUGCUCAUUCUUUUUUUUGCAUUGUCACACAUGAAUGAUUGCGUUCUUAGGCCUGGUAAAUAUUGGACUGGCAACAGUCGCAGUCGCACUUGGGGUUUCUGUUAGCAGGACCACUCUGAUUUAUAGGGACAGUACAAUUCAGCAUCCAGCUGCCGCUCAUGAGCGCACUCAGACAUACUCGUCGACUUUGUAGUACCGCCCGUGCAGUGGUGGUAGUCUUGACAUUUAUGACCCAUGGCAUACAUUAGUAUCACGGUAGAAGAUCUAUGCGUCAAGCCCCGGCAUCUCGGCACAGCAUCUUGACCAGGUUUGACGUAUUAAUGAAGCCUGCAGCGAUUGAGUAUACAGUUUGACAGUUAGAGGCCGCAGACUUUUAUCAAGAAUAGAUUAAAAGAAAGAACGAAAAAAAAAGCUUGUACUUCUCCACUACCACUGAGCGGAUCAAAAACCGUGUGCUAUAUAACGUGGCCCGAAAUAAAUGAAGAGGCCGACCC